AUGGCGGCCACCGGGCACUCUUGCUUGCUCAUGCUGCUUCUCCUCGCGAGUUUCGUCGCUGAUGGCCAGCCAGUCUCCAUGCCCAACACCGAGGCUGCCGCGGACCACCUUGCGCUGGUGUCAUUCAAGUCGCUGAUAACCAGCGACCCGUCGUCAGCGCUGGCCUCAUGGUCAUGGGGCGGCAACCGAUCGCUCCCGCUGUGCCGGUGGCGCGGCGUGACGUGCGGCGCUCGGGGCAGCCAUCGUGGGCGUGUCGUAGCCCUGGACCUCAGCAACCUUGGCCUUUCAGGCGCCAUUGCCCCUUCGGUAGGCAAUCUCACCUACCUGAGAAAGCUCCAUCUUCCCAUGAACCGGCUCGCUGGCACCAUACCGUCGGAGCUUGGCCGCCUCGUCAACCUCCGGCAUGUCAACCUGAGCUACAACUCCCUUGAAGGCGGCAUCCCGGCGUCACUCUCACAGUGCCAUCAGCUCGAGAACAUCAGCCUGGCAUACAACAACCUCACCGGGGGAAUCCCUCCAGACAUGGGUGAUCUGCCCGGCAUGCGCCGGCUCCAGGUGCAGUACAACAUGCUCGACGGCCCGAUACUCCGCUCGUUAGGCUCGUUACGCGGCCUCGAGCUUCUUCAUGUCUCCAACAACAGACUUACAGGAAUGAUCCCUUCAGAAAUUGGCAACCUCACCAACCUAGUAAGCCUUAACCUCAACUACAAUCACUUGACAGGUUCAGUCCCUUCUUCUCUUCGUAGCCUUCAGAAAAUCCAGAAUUUGCAAGUGAGAGGGAAUCAACUCACGGGGCUAAUUCCAUCAUUCCUGGGAAACCUCUCGGCGUUAGCCGUUCUUAAUCUUGGAACCAACGGAUUUGAAGGGGAGAUUGUGCCAUUGCAAGCACUGUCAUCUCUGUCUGUCCUUGUUUUGCAAGAAAAUAAGCUUCAUGGUGGCCUCCCUUCCUGGCUAGGAAACCUCUCCUCGCUGGUAUACCUAAGCUUGGGAGGAAAUAGCUUCACUGGGUAUAUUCCUGAAUCAUUAGGAAACCUUCAGAUGUUAUCUGGUCUUGUUCUCGCGGAAAACAGUCUUACCGGCACCAUUCCUUCCUCCCUCGGAAACCUUCGCGCUCUUUCCGACUUAUAUCUCGACAAAAAUCAGCUCACCGGACAAGUUCCUUCUUCCAUUUUCAACAUGUCCUCUCUAAGAAUAUUUAAUCUACAGUUCAACCAGCUAACUGGAUCGUUGCCGACUGGGAAAAAGGUCAGCUUUCCAGUACUCGACAUAUUUAAUGUAGGGGAAAAUAGGUUUCAGGGUGUUAUUCCACCUUGGCUGUGCAACUGUUCCAUGCUUACCAAAAUUGCAGUAGAAGUGAAUAUGAUCUCUGGAACGGUCCCGCCUUGUCUUGGAGAUAACCUGAAAAGCUUGUCGAUCCUGACCCUUGGACAAAACCAACUACUGGCAAAUGAAGAUGAUGGCUGGGACUUCUUGUCCAGUUUAACCAAUAGCAGCCGUCUGAAGAUUUUGGAUUUCAGCAGCAACAGAUUUCAUGGCAAGCUACCAAAUUCAGUAGCCAAUCUUUCUACAGAACUGCAAGCUUUCAACAUAGCCAACAACAUGAUAAGUGGCAACAUUCCUGAUCGAAUUGGGAACCUUGUUAAUUUAUCAUACCUUUUGAUGAACAUCAACUCUCUUGAGGGUACUAUUCCUUCCUCUCUUGGUAGACUCCAGAGGCUGAGCUACUUAGAUCUUGGUAUGAACAAUCUCUCAGGGCAAAUUCCACCAACCCUCGGCAAUCUCACACUGCUGAAUAAACUCUAUCUUGGAACAAAUUCACUUAGUGGACCUGUUCCAUCCAGUCUUAGCAACUGUCCUUUAGAACUAUUGGCUGUUCAGCACAACAAGCUCAGAGGUCCGAUUCCAGAGGAAGUCUUUCUCAUAUCCACCUUGUCUAACUUCAUGUACUUCCAAAGCAACUUGUUUAGUGGGUCACUUCCAUUGGAGAUCGGUAGCUUGAAACAUAUUGCAGACAUCGAUUUAUCUGAUAAUCAAAUUUCUGGUGAGAUCCCUGCCUCCAUUGGUGAUUGCCAAAGCCUACAAUUUUUAAAGAUGCAAAGGAACUUCCUUCAAGGGAGAAUCCCGGCAUCAGUGGGACGGCUGAAAGGCCUUGAAGUACUUGAUCUCUCACAUAACAACUUGUCAGGAGAAAUUCCUGAGUUUCUUGGGAGUAUGAAAGGCCUUGGUAGUCUGAACCUGUCAUUCAACUCCUUUGAAGGUGAAGUCCCAAAAGAAGGAGUAUUUCUUGAUGUAAACGCAACCGCGGUUGAGGGAAAUCAAGGACUGUGUGGUGGUAACCCUGGAAUAAAGUUGCCACCAUGUUCCACCCACACCAACAAGAAACAGUCUUCGAAGCUUAUCAUGAUAAUCUCCAUAAGCAGUGCAGUCCUAUUGAUCAUCGUCCUUUUAGCAUUGUUUGCAUUCUGGUACAGAAGGACCAAGUCACAACAAGCUAACUCAGACUUGUCACUCAUCAACGACUUGCACAUCAGAGUAUCUUAUGCUGAAUUAGUCAAUGCGACAAAUGGUUUUGCUUCUGAGAACCUCAUCGGAGUAGGAAGCUUCGGUUCGGUGUACAAGGGAAGAAUGAUGAUCCACGACCAACAGGUCACUGUUGCUGUCAAAGUGCUUAAUCUCCAACAACGUGGGGCAUCUCAGAGUUUUGUUGCAGAAUGUGAGACACUGAGAUGUGUUCGACGUCGGAACCUUCUGAAGAUCUUGACGGUCUGCUCAAGCAUGGAUUUCCGGAGCCAAGAUUUCAAGGCUCUUGUGUAUGAAUUUCUACCAAAUGGAAAUUUAGACCAAUGGAUACAGAAGCCUUAUGAAGAAAAUGAUGGAGACCGGGUGCUAAAUCUCAUCGGAAGGCUCAGCAUCACCAUUGAUGUAGGUUCUGCACUUGAUUAUCUUCACCAACACAGGCCAUUGCCAGUAAUUCACUGUGAUCUCAAGCCAAGCAAUAUCCUCCUUGAUAGUAACAUGGUUGCUCAUGUUGGUGAUUUUGGGCUUGCAAGAGCCCUGCGUCAGGAGGGUAGUGAUUUCUUAGAGAAAUCAAGUGGCUGGGCUACAAUGAGAGGAACAGUUGGCUAUGCUGCUCCAGAGUAUGGUUUAGGCAAUGAAGUUUCGAUCCUGGGUGAUGUCUAUAGCUAUGGGGUGCUGUUGCUGGAGAUGUUUACUGGGAAAAAGACCAACAGACGGCAAGUUUGGAGAAGCUCUAGGUCUUCACAAAUAUGUUCAGAUGGCACUUCCAGACAGAGUGAUCAAUAUUGUGGAUCACCAGUUAUUAACAAAAGACAAAGAUGGAGAAAGAAACACCUCAAACCCUGACUUAAAAGGAGAAAUAACAAUUGCUUGCAUCACUUCAAUUCUGCAUAUUGGACUAUCAUGUUCAAAGGAAAUUCCUACAGACCGCAUGCAAAUUGGAGAUGCUUUAAAAGGGUUGCUGACAAUAAG
Triticum aestivum (bread wheat) is the source of this 3489-nucleotide messenger RNA. Its product is annotated as receptor kinase-like protein Xa21. NCBI's taxonomy places the organism in Eukaryota, Viridiplantae, Streptophyta, Magnoliopsida, Poales, Poaceae. The record is from RefSeq and is a predicted model, not a curated record. The coding region runs from base 1 to 3363 and encodes 1120 amino acids. Gene Ontology annotation, molecular function: ATP binding; protein binding; protein kinase activity. The transcript is spliced from 2 exons. Gene Ontology annotation, biological process: protein phosphorylation.